AUGUCAAUCGUGGAUUUAAUUUGUCGUUUAGUUGCGAGAAUAUAUUUCACGUUUGUGCGUAUUAUAUGUUGGAUUGUUGGAGUGGUUCUCAGGAAACGAAAUGUACCGAAACCAGAGAAUAGUCUACUGCUAAUGAGUGCGAAACAAGCGGCUGAUAGGAUUCGCAAACGAGAGAUCAAAAGUAUCGAUCUGAUUGAAGCAUAUAUUAAUCGAAUUGAACAAGUGAACGGCAUUACCAAUUCGGUUGUGGAGAAUAAUUUCGACGAGGCACGUCAAAACGCACGAGAAGUGGACACGAUUCUGGAUAGUAUCGAUGAGAAGGGCGAAGCUUUCGAUGAAUUAAUGAAUGCUAAACCCCUUCUUGGAGUACCGUUCACAGUCAAAGACUGUAUUGAAGUGAAAGGCAUGCACUGUACCGCUGGACUGGUGAAUCGACGUGAUAUGGUCGCUUCCGAAGAUGCAGACGUGGUGGCGAGGUGA
This is a messenger RNA of Anisakis simplex (herring worm), 480 nucleotides long. The record is from the annotation of a GenBank genome assembly. NCBI's taxonomy places the organism in Eukaryota, Metazoa, Nematoda, Chromadorea, Rhabditida, Anisakidae.